Molecule: messenger RNA, 879 nt
Organism: Symbiodinium natans
Lineage: Eukaryota; Dinophyceae; Suessiales; Symbiodiniaceae
Source: the annotation of a GenBank genome assembly
AUGUUCGUCAUCACCGACGACGGCCCGAAGCUGCCUUGGGAGCUGGACGAGGACGGCCAUGCCGGCAGCAAGCCGGCGCAGGUGGAAGCUCAAGACCGCAGCGGCGCACCCAGCAGCCCACCUGGUGGCCCAGCACGGACUCUUGGGCACCGCGAAACAGGAUCUCCUUCCGAAGAGCCCCGCCGUCUGGAUGCUUCGCUGAUGCCACUGGCCGAGAAGGGCGACAGCGAGGCCUUGGAUGCUCAGCUGCGCCAAGGAUGUGAGGUCAACAUCUUCGUCAGCGAAUUUCGUUUCUAUCCAGGCUCCUUCCGGAUGUAUGGAACCGACUGGACACCGCUGACGGCAGCUGUGGCCGGAGGCCACCUUGAGGCUGCCAGAGUUCUGCUGGAGGUACGAGCGGACGUCAACGUGGUUUGCUGCUGUUGCACAGCCAGUGGCCCAUACAGCUUCUGGACCGCGCUCGACAUAGCUCGCACGGGCGACGCCGUGCCGUAUGAGAGGGACCCGGAGAAGCAGAAGCAGCCAAGGCAUCCGGAGAUUGAGAAGCUACUGCUGGCUGCAUGUGCGAAACCAUCAAGCAAGCUCCCUGAGCCUCCACGAAUGAACACAUAUGGCAAUCCAGCAGAGAAGGGUGAGAGGAAGAAUCCAUGCUUGGACGAGCAAGGCUUUCCACUCCGCCCAGAGCAUCUCUACACCGAAGAGGUCCUGGAGCUGAUUGGUCCGCCGGGCGCGCCGAAGUUCUCAAACCGUUCAGGUGGCGGUGGCGGCUGCCCGAUGAGCAGCAUGGGCAUGUUCGGGAUCGGCACCAGUGUGGAUGGCAGCAGGAUCUACACCGGCGAAGCGUCGUGGACGAAAGUCGAAAGGCGACUGGAUGAUUGA